AUGGCUUUCCUGCUAUUCCAUAUCUUCAACUAUCCCUGGUCAUUCUACCCAGGUCCGCUUGAUUACAUCCCCACAGAUAAAAACUCAUCGCAAAUUGGCGGGUGUAUUACCCGUCGUAUGAAUGGAACACUGUACUCUGAAAUCCUUGGCCCGCCGAAA
Messenger RNA from Ostertagia ostertagi, 159 nucleotides. Lineage: Eukaryota; Metazoa; Nematoda; Chromadorea; Rhabditida; Trichostrongylidae. The record is from the annotation of a GenBank genome assembly.